Molecule: messenger RNA, 3063 nt
Organism: Megalops cyprinoides (Indo-Pacific tarpon)
Lineage: Eukaryota; Metazoa; Chordata; Actinopteri; Elopiformes; Megalopidae
Product: early growth response protein 1-like
Exons: 2
Coding region: 467-1963 (498 amino acids)
Biological process (GO): regulation of transcription by RNA polymerase II
Molecular function (GO): RNA polymerase II cis-regulatory region sequence-specific DNA binding; DNA-binding transcription factor activity, RNA polymerase II-specific
Source: RefSeq, a predicted model, not a curated record
CCCUGAGAGCCCAACAGACUCACUGCUAGUACAGAGAGAGGCAGGCACACAGAACGCGAGUUCAAUCUCCCUCUGAGAAACACAUAUUCACGCACAAAAAAUGAAUGAGUGAAUUAAACAUUAAUUCAAACAACAACAACAAAAUUGCCGCAGACUCUACAACACGCUUCAAGAACAGCCGGUGUUAACGCAUUGAUCUUCACUCUCGUGUUUUUGUUGUUCUGGGAAUGAACAACUUGGACAGCUCUGAUUUCUGUCACCGUAUUUUUUGAACAAAGUGGAUAUUUUUUUCUUCUCCUGCUGAAGAAGGAGAAGGAAGAAUCUUCAAAACAAGGACACUGCAGAAAAAUCUGGAGACCCAUUGAAACUGCAUCAGCACCAACAGCAGCAGCAUCUUCACCUGUCUCCCCUGAGGAGUGAUCCCCUCCCUAGCGCUCAGCUCCACACCGGCACCAGUAGGGAAAGGAUGGCCGCAGCCAAGACAGAGAUGCUUCUGCCAGCCCUGCAGAUCUCAGACCCCCUGAGCUUCCCCCACUCCCCCAUGGAUAACUACCCCAAGCUGGAGGAGGUCAUGCUGCUCCACUCAGCGGGGACCCCCUUCCUCACCGCCUCAGCGCCAGAAGGUGCAGGGUUCGGGACCGGUGAGCCGGGAGAUCAGUACGACCACUUGACUGGAGAUACACUCCCCGACAUCUCCCUGGGCUGCGAGAAGCCCCUGUCAGAGCAGAGCUUCACUGCCCAGAGGCUGCCCCCCAUCUCCUACACGGGGCGCUUCACCCUCGAGCCCGCCACCACCUGCAGCAACAGCCUGUGGGCGGAGCCCAUCUUCAGCCUGGUCAGCGGAUUGGUGGGGAUGACCAACCUGCCCGCCCCCUCGGCCCCAUCCACGGCCGCCUCUGUCAGCUCCUCCUCUUCCUCCUCCACCUCCUCCUCCUCCUCCCAAUCCAGCCUUGGCUGCUCCAUCCACCUCAGUGACCCCAAUCCCAUCUACUCGGCCGCGCCCACCUACUCCUGUGCCAGCCCCGACAUCUUCCCCGAGCAGAGCCAGUCCUUCCCCAGCCCCGCGGGCGGUGCCAUCCAGUACCCACCCCCCGCCUACCCUGGCGGCAAGGCCUCCAGCUUCCCUGUGCCCAUGAUCCCAGACUACCUCUUCCCCCAGCAGCAGACCGAGGUCGGCCUCAUGCCCCCCGACCAGAAGCCCUUCCAGUCUCAAUCUGGCCAGCAGCAGCAGCAGCCUCUCACCCCGCUGUCCACCAUCAAGGCCUUCGCCACCCAGACAGGGUCCCAGGACCCGAAGGGCGCCUACCCGUCACAGCUGAUCAAGCCCGGCAGGGGUGGCCGCAAGUACUCCGCCCGGCCGAGCAAGACCCCGCCCCACGAGCGGCCCUAUGCCUGCCCCGUGGAGACCUGCGACCGCCGCUUCUCCCGCUCGGACGAGCUGACCCGCCACAUCCGCAUCCACACGGGUCAGAAGCCCUUCCAGUGCCGCAUCUGUAUGCGCAACUUCAGCCGCAGCGACCACCUGACCACCCACAUCCGCACGCACACGGGCGAGAAGCCCUUCGCCUGCGACGUCUGCGGCCGCAAGUUCGCCCGCAGCGACGAGCGCAAGCGCCACACCAAGAUCCACCUGCGGCAGAAGGACAAGAAGGUGGAGAAGGUGCCGCUCCCUGUCUCCGCCCCCUCCCCGGCCUCUAGCUACCCCUCGCCCGUCGCAUCCUACCCGUCCCCUGUCUCCUCCUACCCUUCCCCGGUGCCCUCCUGCUACUCCUCGCCCGUGCACACCUCGUACCCGUCCCCCUCAGCCGCCACCACUUACCCCUCAGUCUCUGGCACCUUCCAGACGCAGGUGGCCACCACGUUCCCCUCCUCCAUGGCCUCCAACAUCUACAGCUCCCCCGUGGCCACGCCUCUGUCGGACAUUCAGUCCACCCUGUCACCGAGGACAAUCGAGAUCUGCUAAGACAUCCCUCCUUUUUUUAACUCUCUCCCCCUCCACCUCCACUCUGAACAAGCAGCUUAAGAGACUUGUUACCCCCUUCUGCAAAGCACUUUUUUUUUUGCUCUCCCACUCCCUCUGCUGUAUAGACUGUUGAGUACCUAAAGACACGUCAAAGACAUUGGAGAGGAAAGAGCUACAGAGAAAAAGACUUGAACCAGCGACAGGGACCUCCCCCUCCUCGCAGUCCAAUGCCUGAAUUCUUAACGCUUAACACUCUCCAAUUCAAGGACACUCAAGCAAAUUUGACACAAUGAGAGGCAGACACUCACAAAGACUUUGAUGAUAUACAUAAGCUAUAUGUAUAUUGUACGUGUGCCAUUUUUGUUUCUUUUUCAUUAUUUGGUACUAUUGUAUAAAAACCUUCUUUGCAUAUUUACAUUGUAUCAUUUCGGAAUUAGCAGGGCCAUGUUUUAUAGCUAUUUUCUCUAUUACGUAGUGAAAAUAACGUGAUACGUUUUGAAUUUGUUUGGGGAAAAAAAGCAUGUGUUCAAGUGAAGUUGCUUUCUAUUACUUUGUAAAUAUCAUCCACCGGUACUUUCUCUCUUUCUUUCUCUCUCACUCUUUCACAUGUAGCAAAAAGGUCUGUUUCAAAAAAAAAAAAAGUGAGACAAAAACAGUUUAAAAAACGUUUUUGGUGCCUUUUGUGAAGCCUAGCUGACGAUUUGACAUGAUGCGACUGGGUGCAUUGCAUCUGCAGAGCCUUAAAGCGUAAGGGAUAUUUUUACAGAACGUAAGAGGGACUUUAAGGGAAGCCGAUGAAAAGACUUGAGGUCACAGCUUCAUUUCUUUAGAAUGUAAGCAAAAAAAAGAGAGAAAAUCUCAAAGGUCUAUUUUUGUAAUUGAAGUGUAAAUAUCUACAUAUUCAGAAGUUGGAAUGUUGUAGUUACCUACUGAGUAGGCAUGGGAUUUUUUUUGUAUGUGAUACACAUGCAGCUCAUAAUUUUGUGGUUAUUAUUUUUUUGUAAUUGUGUUUGUCGAACCAAGUGACUGUUUCUGGCUUCUAAAACACAUUGAAUGCGCUUAACUGCCAAUGGGAUAUUUGAUGUACAAGAUAUCCUCCA